This is a messenger RNA of Adelges cooleyi (spruce gall adelgid), 3433 nucleotides long. RefSeq lists its product as uncharacterized. Bases 308 to 2035 code for a protein of 575 amino acids. The transcript has 2 exons. Lineage: Eukaryota; Metazoa; Arthropoda; Insecta; Hemiptera; Adelgidae. The record is from RefSeq and is a predicted model, not a curated record.
AAGAACCGCCGGAGACGUCCUCAGUUUUCGUACAGGUGUCGAACCGCGUGGAGUCGUCUACCGUGUGUAAGACCCGGCAAAACAGUUGUGCGCUCGGUGCGGUGUUUUCGAUUUGAAAGAAUUUUUUUUUUCAAUUACAUUUACACUAUUAUACUUAACGUGAUUCGUUCAAAAACUCCGGGUACGCGCUGCACAUUCACCAGAAUUGCCGCCUCGGAUAAAAUGUAGUUUUUGGAUUAGUGAACCAAUUUUUUUUUUCACAAUUACAAGGAUCGGUACGCACCGUGAUUAAUCUGUAAAGAUUACAAUGAGUAGCGUGACGGCCGAUUGCGAAAUGUUGGGUCGCGUACCCGUUCAGGGUUCAGCCGACUCGGACAGCCUGGCCGCCUUGGUCAGGCAACUGUGCAAACAACAGCAGCGGGAUCGACUGCCUGGACGUCGGUGUUCGGUAAUAUGCGGCACCAGCAGAGACAUCGGGUUGGAAAUCGUGCCGUACCAAAGGCGUAGGCCCGACGACGAGGGUUUCGAGUCCGACGAAGACUUGGCGUCGUUGGGUUCGUAUGAAGACCCGAGCAAGAGGACGUCUCAGAAAAACGGUACGGCGGCUACGGCCGUCGCGGGUUCAGACAGCGCCAACAGCAGCGGAGUGUCCGAAGACAGCGACGACGCGGACGCCGCGUCGCUCAGAGAACAACAGAUGUCUACGACAUCGGCGGUGACGGCCAACGAGGCGGGACGCGAAGUGUACGCCCUUUCGGACGUCGCGUUUUGCCAUACAGACGCCGUCGCUUUACCCGGUAUCGCUGUGUGGGUGAUAAAAACCCGGAGGUCGUCGACGGCGGGCGGCAGCGGCCUGGAGGCGAUCGUGGUCCGAGCCCGGGACAAUAAGUUGCCGGACGUUUGCAGGACCUACCAAGAACAAAGUAAAAGGUACAAGUUAGAGGCGAAACCGUGGAACGGAACUUCCGGCGGCGGUAACGGCGACGCGGCACGACGUAAAUCACCCGCGGCCUCCACAGCAGUACCGGCAAUAGCGACCAGACCGCUGUCGGUGACCGAGGUGAACAGGUACAAUUUGAUUCAACGCACCGACACGGACGGCGUGACGCACAUCGAAGUAACUGCGGGUCCGGUAGUCGCAUUACAGGACGCGUCACAGGACUUGCGACACAGGGACGGACAGCCGUCGAGCAUCAUAAGUAUGAGUACUCCGGACUCGCCGACGCCCGCGGACACCAUCGUUUGCAAUGAAGAUAACGACGAAAACAAGCCUCCUCCCCAAAGGCCGGAGAGGAGAAAGUAUAAGGCCAAAACCGAGGACGAUGGCGGUGGCGGUGGCGGCGGAAGGCAACAGCAAAAAGUAGUCAGGGGUCAGUUCAUCCGAGUGACGGUCAACCAUUGCGCCGUGCCGUCUAGUCCGGAACCGGAGAGGAAGCCGGCGGUCGCCACUGACGUCAAGGCGUCGCAGCCAUACCAGCCGCCGUCGUCGACGGACAGGCUGUGGUCGACGGCCGAUUACGACAGGCCGGACGGCAGAUACGAAUCGCAAAGACGAUGGUCGCGACAAGGUGCCAGAACUCGUAGCCGAAGCAGCGGGCCGGGCCGCCGACAACAACAUUUGCAAAUAGCUCAGCCCCCGCCGGCUUCACAAAUGUAUAGCCGGUACGAUCAACCGGCCGUCGCGUCUCCGCCAACGUCGUUUGGCACGCGAUUUUUGGGAAAAUUACGGGAAAUCACAUCCAGCAGCCCUCCGCCCUCGGAACAGCCCCAACCGUUUCGACGUCGGAACAGCGUCGGCGAAUCGGUCACCGCCAAUUUCUAUCAAUAUUUCAAUCACCACCACCACCACCAUCACCAUCAGCAGCAACCUCACCAUUUCCAGCACAGGUAUCAGCAACAACAAGUCAACAACGGCGGCCAUCUGAAGUCGGUCAUCAAAAAGAACAACAAGCAUAGUCAUACGUAUCAACAAUGCAACGACGAACCCAAGAAAGUCACAUUCAGCGCUUAUGCCACAGUUCAAGUGGUCGACUGAACCCUGUUUUGCGCGCCACUGAACGUUCUUGCAUUAUACAACUUCAACUUGAAUACAUUUUAUUUUUUAUUGUCGUCGUGUUACCAAUAAUUUUUUAGGUUUUCUAUAUGUAAAAAAACAUAAUAAAAACCGCCCCCCUGGGUAAAAGAGCGUAAAAAACUAAGAAAAAUCAAUAUCCGAAAAUGUUCAUACCUAAUAAUAUUAUAAUUAUUAUUUAAUACACAACGAGUAACGGGCGCACUGAUGCCGUAAAAAAGUACUUGCGCACGUCCAACGCGUAACCGUCGCAUUAUUUGUCGAAAAACUCGAUCACUUAAAAAUAAAAAGUUACAUUUGGAUACUGGUCGAACACGUGUGAAACUGUUGCAGAUGCUUUUUUCCUCACGUAGUCCACGUAACCCGUCGUUUUACCGAGACAAGUCUUCGUGGUCGUCGAAGACAACCGUCCCGACCGGGUCCGUGGGUUAUUGAUUUAAUGACGGCAUCGAUAUUUCAUUAGUGUGUAAAAAAAAAAAUAUUACCAUAAGGUCUGUGGGGUUUUUUACCGUUUUAUCUUCGGUCCGGAAGAUAUGGAAACGAGCGAAAGACUACACCGGUGGCCUGACUUCUUCACGUCUACAACAAGACCAGUUUAUAAUGAGUUAUUAAUUAAUGAGUAUACAUCAGUGCGACCGUUAUAAUGGUAUAGUUGAGUCGAAAAAGCUACUCGUCGACAAAUACUAUACAUGUGUACGAAUAACAAUUAUUAUAUUAUUAUGUUAAUGAACUGAACUAUCCGAUUGUUUCUAAGUUUUCCACUCAAUGUGGCCGGUACCUCAGCGUUGAUUAAACCAAUCCUAACACUUUGGCAAAACAACUUGACUUAUUUAGUAUGCUCUCUUACCCGCCGGGUAUUUUUGUAAAUUUUACUAGCGCAAUAAUAUAAAAACGUUGCUCAUUUUGCACAAAAUCAUUAUGAUAAUAUUAUUAUAUUGUAUCCGUAAAAAAAAAUUAUUAUUAUAAACAAACGAAUAACAAUAUUUAAAUGAUAACAUAACAUACAAAUAUAUUCGAACGUUGAGUUACAUUAUAAUAAUGUACAAUAUGUUCUAGACAUAAUAAUAAUAUUAUAUUAUGUAGUUAUUAUAAAACCUAUUGUAGAAUAACAUAAUAUUAUUAUCCUUAUUAUAUCUAUCUACCCCCUACUCCUCUUAUUGUAUUCCCUAUUAUUAUUAUUUUUCUUAUGUUUUAGUUUUUUAUAGGAUACGUACGACGCUUAUGUGCUUAUGUGUAUUCGGGAAAGAAAGUAUCGUUGUUGAUUUAUUUUUCUUUCCAAUUUUUAUUUAUCAAACUUAUCCGGCGCGUUAAUGUACGCGUCCAAUGUGUAAAUACAACAAAAUAAAAAUAUAUAAUAUCGAA